UGAGAAAGUUCAAGGUAGGGUGCCAAUGAAGUUGCACCAUCAAAAAGCGAUACAACCAGUGUUCAUAAAAAAUUACUGUUGGCCUCUGUAGCUGGUGGAUUCUAAAGUUUACCAGCAAUUUAAUAUAUUACAGCUGGUUUUUUUUUUGAGUGAGUGAAGCAAAUCUAGCAGCAACUUGCACCUUCUAUCAGCAUUUGUCUGGUGGCUGCUGCCAUGAACUCUGGGUACAGAUUUCCUUGUAAAUUUGCUUUCGCUGAUGCCACUUGGCAGUAGCCACUUGGCAGUAAACACCUGCAGUUUUUCUGAUGAAAUCCACAGAUUUAUGGCUGUUGUCACUCUGAUACAGGAGUUAGAAAUCUGCUGGAUUAUAACCUGUGGACAACUGAAUUCAAGCCUUUGCUUUUCAAUCCAGCGCUUUGCCACAGAGCCCUCUGCCUGUUUGAAUACACAGCAAAUUAAAGACUACUGCCGACUCUGGAUCAGAGGGUCAAUAUAUCUUAAUGGAUCAACAAGGAAACAAAAAGUUAGUUAAGUGGAACUAUUAAAGGUCAUAUGAAAAAUACUUGAGCAGAACUUAAAUGUUUAAUACAGACUUCUUUUACCUGCAGAUAUUUAGACACUUCAGCAAUAUCUUCCCUCUGGUGUAGUAGAGUAACGCUUCAAUGUCUGUGAGGUGCAAUUGUGAUUUCAGUCAGUAGUCAACAACAAACCUAAAAUCCACCAAUACAAUAUAUACAUGAUUACACAACAAAUAGGACAGGUUAGUGCCAAAGUCGCUCUUAAGUUGAGCAGAAGUUGAAACCUUUUCACUGAAUGUAUGGUGCUUGUGGAUGUCCUGCAGUGGUCGAUCAGAAUGUCUGGUGAAAAAGGUUUAUUACUGGUACUAUACAGGAUCAGCAUCAAUUGUGCUGUAAAUAUAACAGUGGAUUGUAUAUACUGUCACUUUGAUUGCAAGUAAGAUAAACCGUUUUUUGUGGUCAUUUCUAAAUCUUUAUUGAUCUUCAGCACAGGUGUGAAUAGACAUAACUACAAAUUAGCACACACAACCAAUACAAAAUUAAUUGAAAUAGACUAAAAAACAACUUGGAAACUAUUUGAAUUAGAAUAUAUAGAAUUUAAAAUGAUUGUCGAAAUAAAUGACGGAUUGCCAUCUGACCAAUUUAGGAUGAACUACGAUGAAAACAGUUAAUGCUCUAUUCCUGAAGAUGGCAGCAUUGAAACACCAGAGAUAUCUACUUCCGUGAAACGUAGCAGGCGGCGUGGUGUCCCCCUUUUCCCUCGGUGCUUUUCCUCAGUAGAGCUAAGAAACAAGUAUGGCGGUGUCCAGUGUUUUCAGACCGGGGCUGUUUAACCAGAAAGUUGCAAUAGUAACGGGUGGCGGGACCGGUAUCGGUAAAGCCAUCUCUGCAGAGCUGCUGGAGCUGGGUUGCAACGUGGUGAUCUCCAGUAGAAAGGUGGAGAGGUUGGAGGCGGCUGCUCAGGAGAUGAGACAAAACAUCCCUGCCUCCAGCCCGGCGAGUGUCACUCCUCUACCAUGUAACAUCCGAAACGAGGACGAGGUGAAGGAGCUUGUGUCAUCGGUGCUGAAGCGGUAUGGCAGGAUAGACUUUCUGGUGAACAAUGGAGGAGGUCAGUUCAGCAGCCCAGCGGAACACAUGUCCUCCAAAGGCUGGAAAGCCGUGAUAGACACCAACCUGACCGGAACCUUCCACUGCUGCCAGGAGGUCUACGCCGCGUGGAUGAAACGGCACGGAGGUGUGAUUGUCAACAUCAUCGCUGACAUGUGGAAGGGCUUCCCAGGCAUGGCCCACACAGGGGCAGCGAGGGCAGCGGUGGACAACUUAACGAAGAGUCUGGCCAUCGAGUGGGCGCCCGCAGGGGUCAGAGUGAACGCUGUUGCACCCGGUACAAUCAUUUCCAAGACUGCGAUGGAGAACUACAAGGAGCUUGGACCAAUUAUUUUCAAGAUGUCUGUUCCAUUUAGCCCUGCGAAGAGGCUGGGAGUACCAGAGGAGAUCUCAUCAGCAGUGUGUUUCCUGCUCUCUCCUGCUGCCUCCUACGUCUCCGGAGCCACCCUGAGGGUUGAUGCAGGACAGAGUCUGUACCACUCCAUGUGGGAGAUCCCCAACCACAGCGCAUGGCCGGCGGCUCCAGAGGGGGAGAACCUCGACACUCUGAAGGACCUGCUCAACCCAGAAAGCAAACUCUAAUUCACUUUUAUGACAUAUUCUGAGCCCAGAGCAUAGACACACGCGCACACACACACACACACUUGUGUCACACUUGGCCAGCAAGCAUCAUGGACAUUGAGCUCUGGAGGCACCACAAGCACUGUCAAAGAAACAAGACACCACAGCGGCCUGUUUAUAAGACUGUGUGAUUUAUUAUUGCAGGUCAUGUACAUAAUUGUAUGUAAUUAUUAGCAACACGAGUGUCUGAUUUCUUGAAUAAUGAGUUGUGUCUGUUAAACAACUGUUGAAAUGUAUGUAGAAUAUGUUUUCCAAUGCAUUUGUAAGUUAUGUAAAUUAACAUGUGUCUUUUAACAGAACAAAUGACCAUAAAAAGAGCAACAAUAAAGGAAAAAGGC
Messenger RNA from Anarrhichthys ocellatus (wolf-eel), 2587 nucleotides. RefSeq names its product peroxisomal trans-2-enoyl-CoA reductase (gene pecr). Gene Ontology annotation, biological process: phytol metabolic process. Gene Ontology annotation, cellular component: peroxisome. Gene Ontology annotation, molecular function: trans-2-enoyl-CoA reductase (NADPH) activity. The coding region runs from base 1314 to 2210 and encodes 298 amino acids. NCBI's taxonomy places the organism in Eukaryota, Metazoa, Chordata, Actinopteri, Perciformes, Anarhichadidae. The record is from RefSeq and is a predicted model, not a curated record. The transcript has 8 exons.